AUUUAUAUGACAUGAUAUUCCUAAACGAAUGGAUAUUCAGAAACUUUAAAAUUACCAGCGAACGGAACGAGAUUGUCACGAAGAAAUAAAAUUGAAAUCAGUGAAUCAAAAGAAAAGAUUGUGACAGGAAUUUAAAUUUCGGCAUAGGAAAACAACAAAAGGGAGUCACGCUUUGAGAGUUUGAUUGCCUGUGCGUGUUUGACGUCAGAAGGAGCAAAAUAAAUUGUUUAUUUAAUGGUAAUGAGAUAUAUAGGUAUCUGAUCCUGUUUGCAGAGAGAAAUUCGUUGAGAAAGCUCGAAAUAAAUACCCAUGCCGGAUCUUUUUAACCCUCCGGGGGAACCCGUAUUUGGGACGGGACCUGACUACCAGGUCCAUAAACCCAUUUUCCAUUCUUUCCAAAUGAGGACGUACGACUCGACACACACUUACAACAAAGCGCACCAGCCACUCAAAGUGCACAACUACAACAACAGUCACACAUACAACAAAUUGAGGACUUACGACAACGUCCGGGAGUAUGAAGUGAGAGAAUACAAACCUCGCUUUUAUUCAGCACCAAAGCCUCCACCUCCAAGGAUUGACACUCCCCUUCCACCGAGAGAAAAAAGACCGCGGACACCGGAUUAUAAGUGGGCCCAACUGUAUGUGUGUUAUGAAGACCCUUUAGGACCACAUAUUCCUGUAAAAGAUUACCGCUGUCGAGACUAUAAAGGACGUGAUUAUAAGCCUAUAAUGACGCAAUACAAAUCCCCGGAAAUGGAUUAUUUAUCUAGACGAUCGACCAUUUAUCAAGGAAACGUAGAUUAUAAACUUACAAAGGAGAAUUAUUACCCAUUCAAAAAGAGGACGGACAUUCGAAAGGCACGAGAAACUUCAAAGCAAAAAGAAAAAUCUGUUGCAAGUUUGAAGCAUAUUAGUUUCAAAGAAGAGGAACCUCAAGUUAUUCCAACUCAACAAAUGGAAAACCGGGAACCUUCAACGGAACAACAGCCGAUCCGAGAUGAAUCUCCGUCCCAUCCAACCCCUCUUGUGAUAGCGCAAGAAAAAGAGAAAACUUUUGUGAAUGAGGCCGAGAAAAAUGGACCCGCCGUCGGUGCUUCCGUGAUGAUGGUCUCAGCAGCCACAGAAACGGAUGAUUUAAAGCAUAAAAAGCGGUGUUCUAGAUGGACACAAACAACUCCUGUCGCAAGUCCCGAACCAUCAAUUCGCGAAAUGACUCCAGUGGAAAUAGUUCCCAAAAGGAUUGUCACGGAUAUUUCAAAUCAACGGUCAGCGGAAAUCCCUCCCAAAGAAGAUAUACCCCAACCGUCACCACUGCCAGAACCUGAGCAUACUGACGAUCUACAACCCCCACCGUACAAUGUCGCACCUGCUGCCGUGGUUAUCGGAAACGAUCACAUCAGACAGAGAUCGCCUUCACCUCCGUCGAGAAGAUCCCAGCGACGGUCACCGUCUCCUCGAAGCAGAUCCCCUUCCCCGAGGCACAGAUCUCCGUCACCUAGUCACAACUAUAGACACUCUCCAGGCAUAUUGCCUUUAGCAGGAUUUGCGGCUGGUGCUGUGGUUGGUGGCUCAGUUGUGGCUCCAGUGAAAAAACAGUCACCUACACCAGAAACCCCUGUGCCUCAACCUAAAGAGAAUACACCUAGUCCUAAACCAGACUCUGCCCUGUCAACACAUGUAGAUCCAAUAGCUGCAGUGGUAGUCGGUGGAGCUUUAGUAAAAGAAUCGGACAAUAACUCUAAACAAGAUGACACACAACCCCCUCCUCCCUCAUCACCAUUAAAAAAAUCAUCGUCACCUUCUCCUGAUACAAAUACAGUCGCAUUUAUUCCAUUGGUGGCGGGAGCAUCACCGCAAAAUCAAUCCGCACAUAACUCUAGUCCUGAAGAAAAUAAGAGAACUCCAACACCAAAGGACAUCACACCUGAUGAUAACAUCGUGAUCGCACCGGUAGCUGUGUCACACGAUAAACAGCCAGCUAAUCCGUCUCCUGUGAAAUCUAAGACUCCCUCCCCGUCACCCUCGAUAUCGCUUCCGUCUCCUAGUUACAAUAGUUCACCAUCAUCUAGUCCGAACCCCCCUGUUGUAGCAGCGGUAUUGCCAGCGACUGCUGAAAAUGUGGGAAAACCAGCAACGAAUCCCAAAGCUUCACCAGCCAGUCCCCAAAAUAAUAUUAGUCCUGUACAACCGGUAAUAGUAGCAUCUACAGAAGAUGUGACAGCGAAGGAUGAAAGUACUCCAGUUGGAUCCUCCGCUUCACGACGUGGUCUUCCACCGGAAGUGGUGGCCGCAUUAGAGGCAUACGAUAAUGCUCACAAGAAAACGUUCAACGAUCAGGUACCAGACACAAGUUCUAAAGCCUCUAGAUCACGCAAUCUUCCACCGGAAGUUGCAGCCAGUAUAGAAGCCUACAAUAGAAUGCGUAGUUAGAUUUUGCAAAGAUCUUCUGAAUGAAAGGAAUCUUGAUUGACAUUUGGAUGAAUGUUUCAUUUUGAAUAUAACAUAUUUUCAUAUUAAAGCCUAACUCAACUUUUAGUCAAUGUCAUCUCUUUCAUGAAAAAAUGAUAAAUAUGCUUGCCUGUAAUAACCACAGUAGUGCGUUUGCAUGUCUUUUAGUUAGAAUAUUAACCUUUCAAUAUUCAUAGUACACACCAUGUUUUGAAUUAAUAGCUAGAAGAGAUCAGUUUAUGCAACUACUUAUGUGAUCACGCGAGUCUCAAGUAAAAGAUUGAAUAUACAUGUAUUAUAAGAAAUAAUAUGUUUUGUUAAAGCACGCAGAUUUGAAAUUAAGAUUUUAGAAUAGAUAAUAGAAUUGUUGUCGUGCCAUUCGUAGUACUUCACAAACGCCAGUAUGAAUUCAGUGUUGGAGCACUCGCUUCAUGCUGGCGACGUCUUUGGAUCCAGCCCUUGGCGCUUCCUAUCAUUAAGGUGAAGUGGUGAGCGUUCCUUUGCCAAACGCUCAUCAUUAGAAUAGGUAUAAAUCUAUGUUAGUUCAUCUACAGCAGGUGACGUCGAUAUGAAAAAAAAAAAGCUUUGGCCGGUGAACAGGUAGCAGUGUACUGUUAUUCUCAUUGCGGGAUCAGUAAGACAAUACACAAGAUAAUACAUGUACAUUAUAUGUGUAAAUUAAAAAAAUAUUCGUCAUGUUCAGUUCAUAUUGAACGUAUAAAAAGGCUAAAACGAUCUAUGUAACUGGAAAGAGUGAAAGUGAUAGAUAUUCUCUUUCAAUCAGGCUCUGCAGCCUAACGUGUAACACUCUACAGGCGACACACGUUAGUGUCCAGUUACGUAUGUAAUUACAGUUUUUAAUCAAAAUCUCUGCAGGGCGGUGGACACUCCCUUCUAUCGGAGUGUCAGCGCUUCUCCAAAUCAAAUACACUGGUUUUAGUUUUUUAUUUUCUGCAAUGACGGAAAAUAAAAAGUGCAGGCAUACAUUUCUAAUGGGAAUAUAUCGAACGCAUUUAAACCCCCUAUACAGAUCUGAUCUUUCGACACACAUUUGGAAGCCAUAGAAUCUCAUUUCUACCACGCGUUGACAUAUAUCAAUACAACAUAAUGGACCAACAGUGCCGGUAAAUAUAUCGCUCGGUUUCAUUCUAAAGACAUGUGAAACUGUUGCUCUUACAAAUACAUUCUUGCCUAAUUUUUGACAUCAUUCGAUACUAAUGUUAUUCCUAACAAAUGCAGUGUUUGUUCUUUUUUGCAGCUUGGUGCAAAUGCUGUAAACACCAUAAAAAGAACCAUGGCCCUAACUGUCUGAAGUCUACCAUAGUCGAUGUAGUGUGGUCCACUGGUCUAAAGAUCAGAAACAUGUUCUCAUUCUUUUGAAACGUUUCACUAGUGUGUUCGGUACAGGUGUGUGAAUGUUGAUGUGCACAUCUGUGAUUCUGCAUGCAUUCAUAUUGUUGCCAUUAAUACUUCAGUUUAGUACAUGGCUGCCCCCCCCCCCCAUUUUUUCACGUCAAUUUCCGUCAUUUAUACAUGCAAAAUUAGGUAUUUUUUACAUUCAGAUAAGAGAUACCGGUUGACACCCCCCCCCACCCACCCACCCCAGCGCCCUAACGUUUUUGAUACUGAAAGGAUUCAUUCAUUUAUACUUUAUUUCCUCCCUUACGAGAUUAUAAAGAAAACAUAUUUACAUCAAUAUAAUUACAAAUACAUGCAAAAAAAACAACAACAAAAAAACCCAUCAUUAUGUACACAAUAUAACCAAAAAAAAAAUAGACAAGGAUACACACCUCAAUAGAUGAGUACAUAUGGUAGCAGCUGUCCCUUUUAAAGCCAAGGCAUAUUUAAUAUAUAUGAUUACUGCAGUGAGCAUCUGUAGUAUAGGGCUGAAGUGCUAUGCGCACCAAUUUAAAGUUCAGCAGACGGAAUGAUGUGGCAUCCAUCUGAUUUAAAGGUGUAAAUAUUUGGCCACCAAGAACAAGGUACCAUUCAAAUUCCUAGAGCCCACAGAGUUCUGCACACUGUUCGACACGAAGCUAUUAUCGAUGGCGUUCCACUACUGUUCUCGUGUGCUGGCGGUACUUGGACAUGAACAAGACGAAUGACAGAAAACAUCCGUGAACGAAUUUACAUGCGUACCUGUGUAUAUUUUGCAUAUGAAUUUGUAAAGUUCAAUGUUAGCUAAUUUCCAAAUUGUCGCUAUAGCUGAAAAUAUUUGUCUGAAUAAAUGGAAAUCCAGACUGCA
Ostrea edulis (European flat oyster) is the source of this 4696-nucleotide messenger RNA. RefSeq names its product serine/arginine repetitive matrix protein 1-like. NCBI's taxonomy places the organism in Eukaryota, Metazoa, Mollusca, Bivalvia, Ostreida, Ostreidae. The transcript has 2 exons. Bases 310 to 2433 code for a protein of 707 amino acids. The record is from RefSeq and is a predicted model, not a curated record.